Messenger RNA from Aegilops tauschii subsp. strangulata, 1486 nucleotides. RefSeq names its product deSI-like protein At4g17486. Gene Ontology annotation, biological process: protein deubiquitination. Gene Ontology annotation, molecular function: deubiquitinase activity. NCBI's taxonomy places the organism in Eukaryota, Viridiplantae, Streptophyta, Magnoliopsida, Poales, Poaceae. The record is from RefSeq and is a predicted model, not a curated record.
CAGACAGCAAGCGAGCAAGCAACAGCUGCGGCUGCUUUGCUUUCUGCUUUACCCUUUCUCAAUCAAUCAAGAUAAAAAUCCAACCUUCCUUCUUCCCCAAUUUGCCCUCCCUUCUUUCCCCAAAAGUUUCCCCAAUCUCUCUCUCUCUCGCUCGCUCGCUUCUCCUGGGUUGGCGAGCUCCAAUCCCACCGGACUCGAGUCAGCCAGCGAGAUACGACUCAGAUCCGUGUCGUCCGCGGGCGCGCGCGCGCAUGGAGAAGGCGAAGCUGCUCUCCUCUCCUUGUGGUUGAGCUAGGCACCGCAGCUCCGCUUCCUGCUGCUGCUGCUUCGUCUCCGUCCAGGAGGAAGAUGCGCAUGCGGGUGCUGCCGGCCUUCAGCUUCAGCACCGCCGCCCCGCCUCCUCCUUCGGUUGCUCCUCCUCCUCCUCCGGCUCCGGCACCGGCGCCGGCGCCGGCGCCUCCUCCUGCUACCUUCGCGGUCUACCUCAACAUCUACGACAUCUCCCCCAUCAACAACUACCUCUACUGGUUCGGCCUCGGCAUCUUCCACUCCGCCGUUGAAGUGCAUGGUAUGGAGUUUGGGUAUGGAGCCCAUGAAUACGCGACCAGCGGAGUGUUCCAAGUAGAACCGAAAAGCUGUCCUGGCUUUAUCUUCAGGCGCUCCGUGUGUAUGGGUACCACCAAUAUGUCGCGCGCUGAAGUCCGCGCUUUCCUAGAGGAUCUUGCAGAGGAUUAUCAUGGGGACACCUAUCACUUGAUUGUCAAGAACUGCAACCAUUUCACAGCUGACGUCUGUAAGCGCUUGACCGGAAAGCCCACUCCAGGAUGGGUGAAUCGACUUGCCAGAUUAGGUUCCGUCUGCAACUGUGUCCUGCCUGAAAACAUCAAGGUUUCAGCGGUCAGAGAUGAAACUGCACACCUUGAAUUUUCCGAUGAUGAUUUGGAGUCGGACACGUCGAUGAUCGACGACAGCGACAUCGGUGAUCUAGAUCACCUCCUAACAACACCAAACAGCGAUGUCGUACCCCCGAAAGACAAGACGUUAACUCCUGGAAGGGACAGCUUGUAAUUGUUUCAGGUUAUUUAUGCACAGCAUUACCUGCUUCCGGGUUGUUUGCUGAGGAUGGGAGAUCUUAGCCGUGGCGCUGAUGUCCUCUUGCCAAUGGCGGUGGCAGAUCCUGAUACUGAUCCGUUUGAAGUUGCUGCUAUAUAUAUGUUGAUGUAGAGAGCGGGGGUAGCGAGUGUGGUUUGUCUAAUCGUGGCGAAGGCCAAGUUAACCAACACGUGUGAGAUGGCUGCGUGCAUAGUUGAUUGUAACUUUUAAUUGUUUUUGAGAGUAGGGUGUUGCAGGUGUAUAGUGCUUGUGUAACUAGCUGUUGGGUUUAUUUUAUGGUGAUUGACAAUUGUUUUGUUGUGUAAGUACAGAAUGGCUUGACUUGAUGUUGUUUUCCUCACCGAAAUUAAUGCGGCAUGUAUCUAAAUUUGCA